Messenger RNA from Porites evermanni, 5056 nucleotides. Lineage: Eukaryota; Metazoa; Cnidaria; Anthozoa; Scleractinia; Poritidae. The record is from the annotation of a GenBank genome assembly.
GGUAAAACUUGCAGUGAAAUAAAACUGCACAGUCCGCAAGCUACAAGUGGAUCGUAUGUUAUCGACCCCGAUGGAGAAGGGAGCUACGAACCUUUCACUGUUUAUUGUGACAUGACAGACAAGAACGGAGUUGGUGUGACAGUUGUUGGUCAUGACAGUGAAAGCAAGACCCUUGUCAAUGGCUAUGAAACUCGAGGAAGCUAUGUACGUGAUAUUCAUUACACAGGAAGCGGCCUGACAAGCAAAGCUCAAUUGUUUGGUCUUCUGGACAUCUCUACACAUUGUGAGCAGUUUAUCAAGUACGAAUGUACACACUCUGUCCUCUUAUACAUGGGUAACUCAUAUGGAUGGUGGGUCUCACGUGACAACGUUAAAAUGACAUACUGGGGAGGGGCCACUCCUGCGGAUUCCUACAAGUGCGCAUGCGGGGUGGACAACACAUGUGCAGACAGCAGACGUGGAUGUAACUGCGAUGCGAAUGAUGGCGUGUGGCGUGAGGACAGCGGUCUCCUUACUGAAAAGUCCCAGCUCCCAGUUUCACAGCUGAGAUUUGGAGAUACAGGCCAUUCACUAGAAAAAGGUUACCACACGCUUGGGAAACUCAAGUGCUACGGAGGUCAAUAGUGUGCUACAGUCAUUCCUUAAUGCCUUUGUCCUUGCACAAAGUACUCCUGUAGAGUUAUGAAGAAGGUAUCAGGAAAGUUUCAUCAGGGAGCACUAACCAUAAAUUCUUGUUGUUGUAGUUUCAAAUUAAGCAAUUGAGUUCAUUCUGAAUAGUUUUCUGGAUCGCAAUUACUGUUACACAUCAAGAGCAUAGAAUAGAAGCUUGAAUACAUGUGACAAGUCUUAUUUUCAACUAAGUAUUUGGUCAAUAAAUGGGUUAAAAAGGGAAAAAAGCGUGUGACUAGCAUAAUAGAGAACGCUAUCGAUUUUCUUCAGCUCUGCCCUCUAUGCAUGUUAUGUAGCCCCAGGUCCUAAAUCUUGAGUUUGUUGAAUUCUACUCCAAGGCUUUUAGUCUUGUGUCACUACUGUGGUUCUAGUUCUUUAUGGAUCGAUAACUGAUACCAUCUGCCCUCCAACGGGCUCCUGGCCCUCCGCCUCUUUCAAGCCCCACCCACCUCAAACGUGCUUUAAAUAAAUAAGCCACACGGGGGACUUAAUAGAGGAUUUACCGUAUUUCAUUAUUAGCAAGGUAAGACGCCCUUUACAUUCCUCUUUUCCUGAGUUCCCCCCCGUCGUCCAUGGGAUCUAGUAAGGCACAAGGUUUUCUGACAAAGACAGGGAGACCACUGACCAACUUUUGUCGCAGCAGCAGAGUUGAACUUGAACAAGUCCAGAGACUCGAAAGUCCAGGAAGGAAGGAAGGAGGAAGUUCAUGGAAAUUGUUAGUGAAGCUCAGCUUGCCGGUCAUCCAAUUGCGUAGCCUCGUAUCCCGUACCUCCCCUCUUAAAAGGAAUCUUUGAUGGAAUAAGAAUUAUAGACUGGCGGACCUCGCCAGAGCAUCCAAAUUUAUGAUUGGUCCAUUUCGAUCCUAUAUCAUAUGGUAAGCCUCAAAACGACUUUCUUUACAAAACUGCACUUAGUCGUAGACUUUUGCGUUUUCACCAGCCAGGUGAUGUAGUAUAUGCACAAACAAUGGAGCUUUUUUUUAUCAAGGUUCUUAAAUCUCCACAGAGCUACGAUUUCUUAAAAAAAAUUGAAUUCGAUGACAUUGUAGACAACAUGAAAACGUUUCAGGAAUUCCUCAGCAGAGCAUGAUAAAUGGAAUUGUCCCGAUCUGCAAGCUUCUGCUGGUAAAUCCUGCAACAGGAAAAGCCGGGUCCUCUUCGGCAACGCGAAGGUUAAAAACAUGGCUCUGUUCAACAGUCAGGGUUAAAGGAAGGUUCUAAACAGCCGCAAGGAGGGAACUGACAAACUUUGAAAGUGAAUGAAACACGCGAAAAUUAUGAUGCUGCUGUGCAUGGUUACAAGGGAAAUUGCAUAGCCACUGGCUUCUUGUAAAGCAGAGACAACGAAAGAGUCAAUAAAGACGAAAACGGAAAGCGGAAAUUGUUUCUGUAUCCGUGUUGUCUAAAGUAUUAAGCUUAGAUUAAUUGUCAUGUGCACAAAUUUGGAAUAUAGAGCAAGAGAAAGACAGAGAAAAAGAGAAAGUACCUGUCGGCGGCAGACCAGCGAAGCUCAACGACAAAAAGGGCGACAGAGAUCGAGAGCCAGAGAUAAAAAAAAAUGAGACAUUUUUUUGUUGGAAGAACAACAUGAAAAUUUUGUGGCGGCGGUGACAAAAUAAGAAAUGCUCUUGGCCACCAAUCAAAUGCAAUGUGAAAAUUAGCGGCAGUGAAAAAAGGUGAACGAGAACACGGUCGACAUUUUCUCCAUUAAAAGUGUAACUAAGAAGCUUGAGUCGUGAAAAACAAGGGCAAAGAAAUCUACAAAAAAAUUGUGCUGCACGUGCAAAGUUGCUUUUUGCUUUUUCCGGCGUUGCAUUCAGGCCUUAGCAUUACACGAUUUUAUAUUUUGUUUGAACAAACUAUAAAUAUUAACGAGAGCUUCGCUUUAAGCCUUGGCUAAAUUUAUAUAUUACUGAAUGCAAGGCUGGCAAUACGGCAGAAGGCUGAUUUAUUUGAGGCCAACAUUUGGGCUAAGGGUUAGGUUAGGGUUGAAUUGUUCCCAAUCCACUUCGCUCCUCUCCCUUCCAACAGCCUAGAGUUAUCACCACCAAGUAUGGACUAAACACCUUUAGGUACUACGGACCAAAAAUCUGGAACUCUCUAAAUGAUGAACUCAGAACUUCUCCGACCCUUAAAACAUUUGUAACACGCAUCAGAAAGAUCACCUUUGACGCAUGUAACUGCUCUUUAUGUAACUGUUAGACUAUUGUUAAUAUUGUACCUUUUAGAAUCACUAUCUGUAAAUAAUAUCGCAUCAUGAUGUAAAUAGUUUAAUUCAAGUUAAUUUCUUCUUUGUUUUGUUUUUAACCUCGACUCAUUAGCUAUUUAAGCUAGGAGCCUAAUAAGUUCCAGACCCUCGAGUAUAAAUAAAGUUUUCAAAGUUUUCAACAGCACUUUGGAGAAUAAGACAUAAAUCAUCCACCAAUCAUUAAUUAUUUUUUACAGGCAAUUCCUGUAGGAAACAAGAAGGAGCCAAGUGCAUCAAAAAAGGAAAACCCUGCCCGGCCGGUACUGAAGCUUGCUCUGAUAGGUUCUCCUGUGGGAGAAGGAAGAAGAAAAAAGUAUGCUGCUGCCCGAAACCUGAGCCGACCACCGAGCCGACCACCGAGCCGACGACUGAGCCGACGACUGAGCCGAUGACUAAGCCGACGACUGAGCCGACCACCGAGCCGACGACUGAGCUAACGACUGAGCCGACCACCGAGCCGACGACUGAGCCAAGGCCAAGUGUGUAUUUCAAACAAUUCUUUAAUAUCAGGGGCACCCAAUGGAUCUGUUCCUCAAAAUAACUGUUCUUCACGGAAAAUUUUUGCUGGCUGGGAAAUUUGGAAAAUUAAUAUGUCCUUGGAAGUUGCCUUGGAAGGAACGUGUUGCUAGGGAAUAGACAAGCCAGGGUGUCUGAGGGGAUUUGUUGUCCAGAAUAGUUCGUAUUUGCUCUUUGUCAUAAAUCUCUCCCCCUCCCAUUGAAGGGCUGAAGUUCGCCCCUAGGCCACACCCAAUUUCUUUCUAUCUACCCUUCCCGCCCCACCCCCGACUUACAGCUGCAAAUGUCAUCUGGGUUUUGCGGGAGUUCUCUGUGAAAGACGAGGUAACAAAUAAGAACCCUUUUGUAAUUUCAAUAUUGUAUUACAAAAGGGAUAGCAUUGUUCUUAUCGAGUCAGCAACUUUAUUUUUAACAGCUAUUCUUUGUUACCUUAUGUUUUGUUAGUAUGGUAUGUACCUCUUAUUGGCCGAGUUUGAACCCCAUAUUUAGAAUACACCCCAAGCAUCCAUAAUUUACAUUACAGACCGAGGAACUGAGGCUAAGAAGAUGUUUAUGAAUAUAGCUUCCUGUUUGGUGGAAACUGAAACAAGCAACAAGCAGGCAAACAAGCGAUUUGACAUAAAAAGAAGGGUUUUUUAUUGGCUCUAAAAAAACACUAGCUAAUAACUAACUAGGCUUUCUACUAAAAGUGAAAUGAAAACGCAAAUGCGAAAUGUUACAAACGUCUUUAGGCGGCGGUCAAAACUCGGAGCACCGCAAUUAGCACUGUAAGUAAUAGCUCGCCAAUGUACGCUGGAGUCUAUAAUUGGAUACUCUGUCUGCUUUAAAUCUCCUUCAUCUUUCUUUCUUCCGUCCGUGAUAAACAAUUUAAAUGGCAAACAAGCGUGUUGAGAUGAUCAGGUGCCUUUUCUUGUCUUAAGCUAUGCCAAUGUACACUGUAUUUACAAAAUUCACUUUUGAGAUUGUAAUUGUGGUUUUUUUCAUUCAUCUAACCAAAUUAGGUAAAACUUGCAGUGAAAUAAAACUGCACAGUCCGCAAGCUACAAGUGGAUCGUAUGUUAUCGACCCCGAUGGAGAAGGGAGCUACGAACCUUUCACUGUUUAUUGUGACAUGACAGACAAGAACGGAGUUGGUGUGACAGUUGUUGGUCAUGACAGUGAAAGCAAGACCCUUGUCAAUGGCUAUGAAACUCGAGGAAGCUAUGUACGUGAUAUUCAUUACACAGGAAGCGGCCUGACAAGCAAAGCUCAAUUGUUUGGUCUUCUGGACAUCUCUACACAUUGUGAGCAGUUUAUCAAGUACGAAUGUACACACUCUGUCCUCUUAUACAUGGGUAACUCAUAUGGAUGGUGGGUCUCACGUGACAACGUUAAAAUGACAUACUGGGGAGGGGCCACUCCUGCGGAUUCCUACAAGUGCGCAUGCGGGGUGGACAACACAUGUGCAGACAGCAGACGUGGAUGUAACUGCGAUGCGAAUGAUGGCGUGUGGCGUGAGGACAGCGGUCUCCUUACUGAAAAGUCCCAGCUCCCAGUUUCACAGCUGAGAUUUGGAGAUACAGGCCAUUCACUAGAAAAAGGUUACCACACGCUUGGGAAACUCAAGUGCUACGGAGGUCAAUAG